AUGUCGUACGUUAUUCGGGUUAUAAUUUUCGAUUCUUUAAGGCGCUCGUAUUAUGGAUCAACUGGAGAUCCAUAUUUUCUGCGGAGUGAUCAGUCAACAACACACAAACUAAAAAAUGCCUACUGGACAACAAAACAGGUUGUUAUCAAAAAGCUAGGCCGGAAAGAAGAUGAGCAUCUCGUAGCUUCUGAUUGCGAACUUGAUUCUAAACUCGAGUCUAACCACCGAAAGAUACGAAGAAGUUAUUUGUCGCUUGCUCUAAGAGCUCCUCUUUCACGUUUGCAUAACGAAAUAGAGACAUUUAGAAAUAGGGCGGUUGCUGAUUCGAAUGUUACUAUUCAAAGAAUGGAAAGUUCAAGGACAGACUAUCGUGGUGCCCUUCUUUGGAUGAAAAAUGUCAGUGAAGAAUUGGAUCCCGAUGCCCUUAAACAAUUAGAUAGAUUUAGAAGGGUUCAAGCGCAGGUUCGCAAGGCUAAGACAAACUUUGACAAACUCAAACUUGAUAGUAUGCAGAAAAUAGACUUGCUAGCAGCUAGCCGUUGCAAUCUUCUCAGUCAUGUAUUAGCAGACUAUCAAAAAAUGUUGCUACUAUUUUGGGAAAAAACUGCGAAGUAA
Protopolystoma xenopodis is the source of this 615-nucleotide messenger RNA. The record is from the annotation of a GenBank genome assembly. Lineage: Eukaryota; Metazoa; Platyhelminthes; Monogenea; Polystomatidea; Polystomatidae.